GGAGCGACACAGCGGACGCCGCCGAGGAGACUCCGGACCGCGUGAGAGUCGCCGAGAUUCCUGCGUCAUUAACCCGCGCCCGCUGUGAGGGUCACGGGGUCUCGGCCACCAUGUCGUCUCCGGCCACCAUCGUGCACGAUGCGUCGGAGGCAGUGCCGCUGUGCGCGCAGCUUGGGCUGUACCUGAAGCCGAUCGCGCGGGUGACGAUCGCGGUGUCGCUGCCUCCGCUGCGCCCGCCGGGGCGCUCGGUCUCGAACUGGGAGGUGAUGGAGCGGCUGCGGGCGCUGGCCCAGGCCGCGCGGGCCCCGUUCGCCACGCUGCGCAUCGCCAGGAGCUCGCUCGACUCCGUGCGCCUUGAGGGCGAGCUCGAGAACCGCGCUGCUGUGCGCGCUGCGCUCGCCCGCCUGGACGGCCGCACCAUCCGCCUGGCGGGCUUCGCCGACGGCCUGCGCGUGCGCGCAGCAGAGGCCCGCGCCGACUUCCCCUCCCGCCACGACUGGGAUGCCUUCUUCCGCGACGCCCCCGACAUGGACGAGGCCCUGCCGGGCGAGCGCCCCGACACCGUGCACCUCGAGGGCCUGCCCUGCCGCUGGUUCGCUGACCGGGGGCCGGGAGUGGCGGCGGCGGCUGGGUCAACUUCAGGGGCGGGGCCAUCGAUGACAGCACCUGUGACAUCGUCAUCGAUGACAUCAGCAGCAGCAUCCGCGACAUCGACGUCAUCAACGACAUCAACAGUGACGUCAUCGGUGACAUCGCAGCCAGGGACGUCGGCGAUGUCGUCGGGAACAUUGGGGGUAGCAGCCAUGACGACGUCAUCGUCGCCCGUGACGUUGACAUCCUCUGUGAUGUCAUCUUCCAUGACAGCAUCGGGGGCGUGGCCGGGGUCCUCCCCAGAGCGGCCGAGCGAGGCGGUGCUGCGCCAGGCGUUUGCGGCCUUCGGUGAGAUCCGGCGCGUGGACAUCCCGAUGCUGGACCCGUACCGCGCGGAGGUGGACGCGGCGGGGGGGCGGGGCUUCCACACGUUCAGCUUCGGCGGGCAGCUGCAGUUCGAGGCCUACGUGCAGUACCGAGAGUAUGCGGGGUUCGCGCGUGCCAUGGCCGCCCUGCGUGGGAUGAAGCUCAUGUUCAAGGGCGAGGACGGCAAGGCGGUGGCCUGCGGCAUCAAGGUGUCGUUCGACUCCACCAAGCACCUGAGCGACGCCUCGAUCCGCCGCCGGCAGCUGGAGCGGCAGAAGCUGCGCGAGCUCGAGCUGCAGCGCGAGGAGCAGAAGAGGCGGGAGCGCGAGGCGGAGGAGCGGCAGCGGAUGGAGGAGCGGAAGCAGCGCGAGGCGGAGGAGCAGGAGCGCGAGCGCCGCCGGGAGGAGAAGCUGCGCAGGCGGGAGCAGCGGGCGCGGGCGCGGGAGGAGAGGCGGAGCCGGCGCCGCGUGGAGAAGCUUCAGGCUGAGGAGCAGCGGCGGCUGCAGGAGAAGAUCCGUGCGGAGGAGCGGCGGCUGCUGCUCGCCCAGCGCAACCUACAGAGCGUGCGGCUGGUGGCCGAGCUGCUGGCGCGGGCCGAGGCCGCCCGCCUCCGAGAGCGGGCCCAGACCGAGGAGGCGGAGCUCCGGCGCCGACGUCACCAGCAGGAGGCGGAGCUCCGCCGCGUGGAGGCCGAGAAGCGGCGAGCGCUGGGGCUGCAGCGCCGGGAGCGCGAGCUUCGCCAGCGCCUCGUCUCCCUGCUGCUCGCCCGCCGCCCCGACCCCGGCGACCCCGGCAACGACACCGCCCCCCGCGCCCGCGCUGAGGACGACCUGCUGCGGCCCGUGCUUGACAUGUUGUGGCGGGGCGGGGCCGGGGGCGGGGCUGGGGCAGGAAGGCACGGCAUCCAGAAAGGAAGUGACGUCAUUCAGACAGGGAGCGUGUUCCCUGACACAGGAAGUGGUGUUGCCGACACAGGAAGUAACGGCACCAGGACAGGAAGUGAUGUCAUCGAGGCAGGAAGCGAUCCCGCGGAGGCCGGGAAGGGCCCUGACGCCCAGCUCAGGCGAGACAAGUGUAGCCGCGACCUGGAGGUGGGGCCGGAGGGGGAGGGCGGGGCGGAGCAGGCGGAGGGGCGUGGCAUGCGCGGGAGGAGGGAGCCACGCCCACCACGGAAGCCGCGCGACGGGGGCGGGGCUGAGGAGGAGGAGGAGGCCGAGCCGCUGGGCGGGAGCCGCGAGCGACGGCGAGCCCGCGAGGCCGAGAAGGACCGCGGGCGCGAUCGGAAGCGCGGGCGUCACCAUCGCGAGGAGGAACGCGGGGGAAGGGGAGGGGAGUCGCGGUCGCGCUCGCCGCGGCGCCGCCCUGCCUGGACCGGCGCCUGCAGCCCCGCGUCUCCCAGGAGGCCUCCAUCCAAGGACCCCGGGGACGGCUCCGCCUGAAUCCGCGCACAGCCCCGCGCGGCGUGCCGGCCCUUCCUCCCUCCGGCGGUGCACACAGGCAGGGCGGGGCCUCCGAGGGUGACGUGAGCCUGGGGGCGGAGUCAGUGCGUGGGGGAGAGCUGAGGCUCGAGUGUGGUUUACACUCGCGUGGACUCGAACUCACGAAGCGCUGCUGCCCACGAGGAGUUACCGUGCGCUUCUCAGCAGCAGAGACGGACUUUGUGUGUGUGUGCGCGCGCAUCUUUGCGUCAUGGCACCCGAGGCACGCGCACAUGUAUGUAUGUAUGUAUGUGCACGUGUGUCCCCUGAAAGGCUGAGUACACUCGUGACCUCUUCGCGCCACUUCAUGGAGACGACGUCGUCGAUCGCUGUGUCACUAUGCGCAUCACGUAAAGUAACAAUAAACUAUGCAGACGCUGCACAAAACACAGGAAA
This is a messenger RNA of Mastomys coucha (southern multimammate mouse), 2831 nucleotides long. RefSeq names its product A-kinase anchoring protein 17A (gene Akap17a). The record is from RefSeq and is a predicted model, not a curated record. The transcript is spliced from 5 exons. Gene Ontology annotation, molecular function: RNA binding; protein kinase A binding. Gene Ontology annotation, biological process: regulation of RNA splicing. NCBI's taxonomy places the organism in Eukaryota, Metazoa, Chordata, Mammalia, Rodentia, Muridae. The coding region runs from base 111 to 2396 and encodes 761 amino acids. Gene Ontology annotation, cellular component: nuclear speck; cytosol.